Pantherophis guttatus is the source of this 3552-nucleotide messenger RNA. Lineage: Eukaryota; Metazoa; Chordata; Lepidosauria; Squamata; Colubridae. The record is from RefSeq and is a predicted model, not a curated record.
AUGUGCCAUGAUGCUAAAUGCACCAACAACAACCCAAUUAUUAAAUACAAGUCUUAUCAUUCAGGUGAUUUCAACAUUGGUGGAAUUAUUUCUCUGAUCUAUGUGAUGUCUAAUUUGAUAACUUUCAAAACAAUUCCAUCGGAAGAACUUCUUGAUGAUCCCAUUUAUUUCAUGGCAACAUGGACCUACCUGGCUUCUAUGGAGCUUCUUUCUUCACAUGACAGAUUUGUUCCCAAUUACAAAUGCAGCAUCCACCAAAACUCAAUUUGCGUUAUUGCUGGACCCAACUCUCAUAUCUCCCAGGUUAUGGCAGACAUCCUGAGCGUUUAUAAAAUUCCACAGCUCACAUAUGGCUCUGCUCCACUGAUCAAUAAUGAGAUUCAUGCAGCUUUCUUUCAUCAGAUGUUUCCGAAUGAGCACCUCCAGAUUAUGGGGAUCCUCCAGUUGCUGCUACAUUUUAAGUGGACCUGGAUUGGGCUGAUUUGUCAAGCAAAUGAGAUUGGUGAAAGAUUUCUGCGGGAAGUUCUGGUUGUGUUUUCUGAGAAAGGAAUCUGCUUCGAUUACAUUGAAGAGCUUCUAGUAGAAGUUUUUUCCAAUGGAGUGGGAGAAAAAAUGGAUACAUUUCUUAAAAUGUACGAAACCAUUAUGACAAGUUUGUCCAAUGUUGUGAUUGUAUAUUGUGAAAACCAGCUCAUGGCUCUUUUCAGAAUGAUCUCCUCUGUUUCAGAAUAUUGGGACACAAUGGUUGAGAGAAAAGACAAAGUUUGGAUUUUUCCAGCCCAGAUGGAAUCUACUUCAGUUCCAUUUCAAAGAGACUGGAGUAUGGACUACAUUCAUGGGGCUCUUUCUUUUUCAGCUUCAUCAAAAGAAUUAUUAGGUUUCAGUAGGUUUCUUCAGAUGGGAAACAGCAUUCUAGGAAAGGAAGACAGCUUGUCAAGGGUCUUUUGGGAACAAGCAUUUGGAUGUUCUUUCUCACAAGCCACAUUAAACCUCAAGUCAGAGAAAAGAUGCACUGGGGACGAGAAGCUGGAGACUCUUCCAAUGUCUGUUUUUGAAUUGAGCAUGACUGGACAAAGCUACAGUAUCUACAAUGCAGUCUAUGCUGUGGCACAUGCUCUCCAGGCCAUGCUUACAUCCCACUCCAAACACAGAGCAAUGGUCCUGGGUGGGAGACAGAACCCUCUGAAUCCUCAAGUGUGGCAGCUUCAUCACUACCUAAGAAAAGUCUCAUUUAACAACAGUGCUGGAGAAAAUAUUUUCUUUGACCAGAAUAGGAAGGUUGCAACUGGCUUUAAUAUUAUCAACUGGGUCACCUUCCCAAAUCAAUCAUUUCUUAGGAUCAAAAUUGGAAAAGUACAUCCAUCAGCUCAGCUAGAAAGCCUUCUCUCUCUAUCAGAGGAUGACAUUGUCUGGCCCAACGCUUUUAAACAGACUCAACCUUUUUCUUUAUGCAAUGAGCAUUGCUCCUUGGGGUAUAGCAAGAUCAAAAUAGAAGGGAAGCCAUUUUGCUGUUACAAAUGCCUUCAUUGUCCAGAAGGGAAAAUUGCCAAUCAGACAGAUUUAGAUGACUGUUUCCUGUGUCCUGAAGGAAACUAUCCCAACAAGAAUAGGUCGCUUUGCAUUAAAAAACUCACAUCUUUCUUGUCUUACAAAGAACCCUUGGGAACCACCUUGACCAGUGUUGCUUACUUCUUUUCUGUCAUCUCAGUUGUGGUGCUGGGGAUUUUUAUUAAACACCAGGACACUCCAAUUGUCAAAGCCAACAACAGGAGCCUGACUUAUACUCUUCUCAUUGCUCUCCUGUUCUCUUUUCUUUGCAUUUUGCUUUUCAUAGGGCAGCCUAACCAAAUAAAAUGUCUCUUGAGACAAGCUGCUUUUGGCAUCAUUUUCUCUGUGGCCCUUUCUUGCAUAUUGGGCAAAACAACCAUAGUGGUUCUUGCUUUCAUGGCCACCAAGCCAGGCUCCAAAAUAAGGAAAUGGGUAGGGAAAGGACUAGCCAACACUAUUGUGUCAUCUUGCUCUCUGGUGCAAGUCACAAUUUGCAGUGUUUGGCUGGCAAUUUCUCCCCCAUUUCCAGAUUCAGACAUGCAUUCCGUGGCUGGAGAAAUUGUCCUGGAAUGUAAUGAAGGUUCAACCAUCAUGUUUUAUAUUGUUCUAAGCUUUAUGGGAUUCUUGACCAUUAUCAGUUUCACAGUGGCGUUCCUAGCCAGGAAGUUACCAGAUAGCUUUAAUGAAGCCAAAUUUAUCACCUUCAGCAUGUUUGUUUUUUGUAGCGUUUGGGUGUCAUUUGUUCCCACCUAUCUGAGCACCAAGGGAAAAUACAUGGUAGCUGUGGAGGUCUUCUCCAUUUUGGCUUCUGCAGCAGGAUUACUGGGUUGCAUCUUUUUCCCCAAAUGUUACAUAAUUAUUCUGAGGCCUGAUUUGAACAGAAAGGAGCAGCUGAUGAAGAUUCUGAAACAACACUACCAACAUAUCCUGGCUUUGGAAUUUGCUAUAAAAGAGAUAAAUGACAAUGCCAAACUAUUACCUAACAUCACCCUGGGCUUUGACAUCUACAAUAAUGAUUUCAGGGCAAGUGCUAUUUAUCUUGCUUCCAUGGAACUUCUUUCCACAAAACACAAAUUCAUCCCAAAUUACAGAUGUGAUGUCCAAAACAAUCUAAUAGCAGUUAUUGGGGGACCUAACUCUGAUGUCUGUCUCAACAUGGCAACUAUUCUCUGCAUGUACAAGAUCCCACAGUUCACAUAUGGUUCUGCUAUUAUGAUGGAGGAAAAAAACCAAGGAGUCUUUUUCCAUCAGAUGUUCCCAAACAUGGCCCUCCAGUAUAAGGGUAUUUUCAGGUUGUUGAACUUUUUUGAAUGGAGAUGGGUCGGUGUCAUUUAUCUGAAUGACGUCUAUGGCGAGAAAUUUGUGCAGGAUAUACUUCCCAUGUACUAUAGAAAUGGCAUUUGCUUUGACAUCGUAGAAAUCUUACCAGAACCAACUUUUGCUGAAGGUGCUGCUGAAAUGUUGGACAAAAUAAACAAAAUGUAUCAAGCAAUCCUAAAUAGUCCUGCCAAGAUAUUCAUAGUCCAUGGUGAAAUUCAGACCAUCUUUGCUUUGAGGAUGGUGCUUUAUUUCUCAGAAUUUGAGAAUGUACCAAUGGUGGCAAAGGUCUGGAUUAUGACAGCUCAAAUGGAUUUCACAUCACUGUCCUUUCAAAAUGAUUGGAAGUUAGACUUCAUACAUGGUGCUAUAUCACUAGCGGUGCACAGAAAUGAGUUGCUUGGCUUCCAAAAGUUUGUUCAGGCCAGAAAUCCUAAAAGGGAAGGAGAAGAUGGUUUCAUCAAAGCUUUUUGUGAACAAGCUUUUAAGUGUGUGUUUUCCAUUUCUCUGGUAGACCAAGAAGAGAGCAAAAUCUGCACUGGGGAAGAAAAACUAGAAACCCUUCCUAUAUCUGUUUUUGAAACAAGCCUGACCACUCAUAGCUAUAUUAUCUAUAAUGCUGUCUAUGCUGUAGCUCAUGCUCUACGUGACAUGCAUUCAGCUGAGUCCAGUUGCACCACUUUCUGA